AUGCUCAACUAUUGGUUAUCCAAAUUUGUUCAAGAGGUGGCAAAGUGGUCAAAAGAUCAAUACCCUCCGGAAACAUUGUACCAGAUUGUCUGCGGCAUUCGCCAAUUCUUGGUAGAAAAGAACUUAGCCAUCGAGUUCAAUCCCUUGGACUCUUCAGACAAAAGGUGCGUGAAUUGGCGUUAUUGGAGAGGGGUGCCAUUUGAUAUUUUAAAACUUUAGGAAAUUGCAUCGAAUUUUUCUCUUUUCGUCGUUAGAUUUGUUAUCUUCAGACGAAUAUUGGACGCAGACAUGAAGGAUGGGACUCGAGCUGGCAUUGGUUUGAAAGCGAAACAAAAAGAAAAAGAGCCAGUCAGGUUGUAA
This is a messenger RNA of Porites evermanni, 360 nucleotides long. The record is from the annotation of a GenBank genome assembly. NCBI's taxonomy places the organism in Eukaryota, Metazoa, Cnidaria, Anthozoa, Scleractinia, Poritidae.